UCCUGGGUUCACUCUUCAUCCUUGGCCAUUGUGUUUUUUCUCCUGGUUCUUGUGAUGGAUACAUGAACAUAACUGAGCCAUGGCGCAACGUAUUAUUUACAUCAUCUAAAUUUCCUGGCUACCCAAAGGAUGAUGUAGCUCUUGCUCAGAAGUGGAUUCGCUUCACAGGGUUUGGUGGAGACAGAAUAGUUACAGGCUGCUAUAACGGUCCCAUUGGUGGUACCCAAUACGCCAUACAUGUUCCAUUUUCAUAUCCAACAACUGAAUCUGAAACUCCAACAACAGGGACUGCAUAUGGAAAUUGCAUUGGUGAUAAUUUUCCAAUGAGUGUGGUCCUCUGUCCUGGAGGAUUCUACAUAUACAAACUAUUAGUGCACCCAUAUAGCAAUAUGGGUUAUGUAACCUAUCAUUAUGAAUGUAAACCGGACUCCUGUGGACCACUUGCUAAGUGUUCAGGUUCUGGAGGCUGCAUUUGUGUUCCUGGGUAUGAAAUCCCCCCAGAACACCUACCCACAGCAGAUUCAUAUGGUUGUAUUGACAUAGAUGAGUGCCAGAGGACUGAAGGAAUUUGUGGUCUUUACUCCAAUUGUACUAACUCCAUUGGAGCAUACUUAUGUACCUGUUUGGAUGGAUUCAGUGCGACAGAUCCAACAUUAUCACCUGGAAAGUCCAACCAAUGCAAAGAUGUUGACGAAUGUCUUGACAAAGUAUGUGGUGAUCAUGGGACCUGUCUCAACAACGCAGGAAGUUAUGUGUGUGAAUGCCAUGAAGGCUACCACCUUGUAUCCGAAGCAACUUCUGUUUGCCAAGAUAUCGAUGAGUGUUUCAACUCCACCGUCUGUGGCCCUGACUCUGUUUGCACCAACACACCUGGCGCUUAUACCUGUGCAUGUCAAGUGGGGUUCACGCCAACACAACCAGAUGAGGAACCCAGCGAGGCCAACAUCUGUCUUGAUGUUGAUGAGUGUGUCAAAGAUGCUACUCUCUGUGGACCUGAUGCCAACUGCACAAACUCAAUUGGAUCUUACAUUUGCACCUGCUCGCCUGGUUAUCAGCUGAACAAGCCAGACGUGAUAGCAAGCAUUGCUAACCCAUGCACAGAUAUAGAUGAGUGCAGUGAGACACCUGGUAUAUGUGGUAAACAAACUGUGUGUACUAAUGCACUGGGGACCUUCUAUUGUUCUUGUCCCGAUGGAUUCUUCCCUUCAACUGGAAUCUUGUGGACCUUAGGGGUCUCAUUUUGUAAAAGUCUUCAGAUGAUUUUAGAUGAGAUAAAACCCCCAGAGGGACAGACAAAAGAGAGAGCUUUUCUUGGCAACAUGGACCAACAACUGAAAGACAAUGCAGGCAUCAUCUUACCAGAAGCGACUGUGGCAAACAGCUUCUCAGCAUCUAUGGAAGUGUCAGGUGCUGGACCACACUCCAGGUCAGUCAGGGUGAGUAGUGAAGGGGACGGGGAGACCGGCAGUGUGAUCCUGGGCAUCUCAGACCGUUUAGUGUCUGCAAUAGUGCAGCCAAGUCGGAACCAAACCAGGAGAAAUGUGACGAGUUCAAUAGUGGAUUUAAGUCUUGAAACUAUUGGACCUGGAAGCAACAAUGUAAAGAGGUCUUCUCUCUCAGCCAAAGGAAACACCAUGGAGAUCAACCUGGAAAGUCUGGCUAAAAAUAACAAUGGUUCUGCAGCAGCUGCCUUUAUGACACUGAAUGGGAUGGAGAGUCUUCUUAGUCACCAAUACUUUAAAACAGAAAACAGUACAGAGAUGUACUCGGACGUCAUCACUGCAAUCUUACCCUCAAUGAACAACACCAACCUCACCGAGCCUGUCAACUUUACCAUCUAUCACAAGAAGAUAGUACCUCAAUCAGGUUUUGUGACCUGUGUGUACUGGGAGGACAAAUCAAAGGAGACUGGAAUCGGAGAAGGAAGUGAAAAUGGAGGAGAAAAGACCAUGCGUUGGUCAGUAGAGGGCUGUUGGAUUGCAUACACCAAUGAAAACUACACGGUGUGCAGCUGCUCUCAUCUCUCCACAUUUGCCCUCAUCAUGCAGAUAGGGGAGCCUCCGCCAAAUGAUCCUUUUCUAGAGUGGCUAAACCGAAUGUGUGUGAUUGUCGGACUAUUCUUCUUUGCGUUGGCCAUCUUCACCUUCCUCCUGUGUAGCUGGAACCCCAAGAUCAACAACACAGCCCGUCUUCACCUCUGCCUCAGCCUCUCCUUGUCCCAUCUGCUGCUGCUGUGGAAUGACAGAUAUGUUGACCAUGAGCUGGCCUGCACCGUCAUGGCGGGGCUUCUCCACUUCUUAGUUGUUGCUAGCUUUGUGUGGAUGCUGCUGGAGGCGCUACAACUCUACCUGUUGGUCCGAAGGCUCUCCAAGGUGCAGGUCAUCCAGAGAGAUGGCCUCCCCAGGCCCUUUCUCUACCUGAUUGGCUACGGUGUUCCAUUUGUGAUUGUGGGUAUUUCUGCACUGGUAUAUUCUGAUGGAUAUGGUGCUACUGAGGCAAAAGUGUGCUGGCUCUCUAGACAGCGCAAUUUCAACUGGGCUUUGACAGGCCCUGUGAUUUUAAUCCUUGGACUUAAUUGGACAUUGUUCUGUGCUACCCUAUGGAGUCUGAGACCCACCUUGGCCAACAUGAAAAGUGAUGUUUCUCAAUCCAAAGACACCAGGUUGAUUGUGUUCAAGAUCCUGGCCCAGUUUGUCAUACUGGGCUGUACCUGGAUUCUAGGCCUGUACCAGACAAACCUGUUCUUCCAGGUCCUCUUCAUUUUCCUCAACUCCCAGCAGGGCACUUUCCUUUUCAUCGUCCACUGCCUGCUCAAUAAGGAGGUGCGAGAGGAGUACUUGAGAUGGCUGACAUGCUCUUGUGGAAAAGACAGAUCUGUGAAAGAUGCACCUUCAGUCUCUGAGGAUUUGGACAAGCCUGAGGAACAGACAGAUGAGGGGAAAAACGGAUGAUGACUAAUCUUGAUGAAGGGAGCAGAAAAAAAGGAGAAGAGAGAAAGAACAGAGACAAAAUCAUCUGUAUCAUGUUGUUUUUAUCUUUUAGAAAUUCUAGUUUAACGAAUGCAAAAGGUGACAUGUAUUUCAGUGAGUGCUACUCUUUCUCCAAUUACUGUAGUCAGACUUUGAAUAACUGUACAAUACAAUAAAUAAUGGGGUAUUAACACUAUCAGUUAAUAUAAUUAUGCUGAAGAGACUUGAGAUGUAGUUCAUGUAGCAAGUUUGAUAGUCAUACAGUACAUAUUUGAAAGCUUUUAGAAACCUGCUGUUUUUUUGUCAUUUCUACACUAUGUCCUUAUCAUGUUAAACUAUAAUAACUAUUAAAUUACCUUAACAGAUUAAUGUAGCAAACAUUAGGGCUUGCACAAAAGAAAAUAAUAGUGUAAAAGUAUUUUUUACUCCUGAAUAUUUUAUAAAAUGAGACCCAUAAUAUAUGAAAGUCAUCACAUUGUUAUGAAACAUUGGGAACUUUGAAAUUGUCACCAUCUCUCCACCUAAUUCAUUUGCUUGGGUGUGGGAGCUUUCACAAACAUGUUACUGCCCACACCUGUCAAUCACUGUCUAAAAAAACCCAAACCUUCUACAAAGUAAAAACAUUCAUGUCUCAGUUGUUUAUUUGUCUUCCCAUUUGCAUUGUAUUUACAUGAGAGCUGGGACACCUCGAAGGUGUAUCGAAUUUUACAAGACAAAUUCAAGGGACGGGCAAAGCCAAGCAUAUUCUCUCUCAUUUACAUUGUAUGUAUUUAAAUUGUAUUUACCUCACACAUGGAUUCAGAUGCAGCGGUCACAAAAGCAUAUUAAACUUAAAAAUGUUAGAUCGGUAACAUGAAAAAACACCCAAGAGUGCAAGGAUCAACCUAGUUUACUUCUUUGUAUAUCAAAGAGGUCUCUACCAGACAUGCAUAUAAUGUAUGCAUUACAGAAGAAAAUAAAAACAUCUCCUUACUGCCCUUUAUCAUCUUUGGAAGGCAACACUGAUGUGCACUCCACUUUUGGCACUUUCCCAUCUCGUCCUUGCAAUCAUUCAUCACUUUAAAAGUUUAUUUUUACUGGGAUAAUGCACAUUAUUCACUAUUACUGUGGCAGUAUUAAC
Messenger RNA from Siniperca chuatsi (mandarin fish), 4089 nucleotides. Its product is annotated as adhesion G protein-coupled receptor E1-like. The transcript is spliced from 23 exons. Gene Ontology annotation, molecular function: calcium ion binding; G protein-coupled receptor activity. The record is from RefSeq and is a predicted model, not a curated record. Gene Ontology annotation, cellular component: membrane. Bases 63 to 2951 code for a protein of 962 amino acids. Lineage: Eukaryota; Metazoa; Chordata; Actinopteri; Centrarchiformes; Sinipercidae. Gene Ontology annotation, biological process: adenylate cyclase-activating G protein-coupled receptor signaling pathway; cell surface receptor signaling pathway.